Molecule: messenger RNA, 540 nt
Organism: Schistosoma rodhaini
Lineage: Eukaryota; Metazoa; Platyhelminthes; Trematoda; Strigeidida; Schistosomatidae
Source: the annotation of a GenBank genome assembly
UGCAUCUCAAGCCUGGACUCAGAGAUUAAAUUCUCGGUCACGUCGGGCUGCAAUUCUGCCUUACUAUCAGAGUUUGGUAGCGUAUUUUGUGGCUCAGAAUGCGAGUUCACCAAUGACUUGCCAACCAAAAGCGUAUUACUUUUAGCUUUUUUUCACUUUUUCUCCGUACUGUCGUCCAUUUUUCAUCACUGAGGACAGCCACAUUUAGGAUGGUCACGGUUUUAUCCGGGUCUUCACUUUCCACUGGAGAUGCAUGGCUACUCAUGUCAAUAUCGAGUAGCGCUUCACUCUUCGUUAGUUUUAACGGAAAUUUCACUUUUCCGUCAAUCACAGUAGGGUGUUUAACACGUCCUGUAACAGCACGUACGACACUGACACAUUCUUUACUGGCAGUACUUAUGUUAACAGUGCAACCACUAUCUUUCUUUUUACUUGCCAUAGCUAAUAGGCUCAUAGCCUCCUGGAUUAGUAACGUCCUAUUUGUUAGCAAAACGUGCAAAACCAAUGCGAGUUAGAUUUCGAGCAUCUUUUGUAUGAGGC